AUGUCUACCAACGAAUCUAGUGCCGUGCCCCCUGAGGCACUCACCCACAACCCCGUGUUAACCAAGUCCGAGGAGCCAACCAUCUCCCCUACGACCCCCGAUGAAUCUGGUGCAGCUCCCUCCGAGGUCAGAGUCACCCUCAUGACCCGCGAGGUGGAUAAUCUGCAUAUCCCCGCUGAUGACGACCACGACCAUCGCCCCGAGGCUACCGAGAACGAGAAAAUUAUCUCCUUCGAUGCCCCCAAGCUCCCUGACACUGAGCUCUCCGAGGAGGCCACCGUCGCCCCUGUGCCAGAAGAGACCGAAAAGACAACCAUGCCCGGUACCUUCCCGGUCGACUCUACCUCUGUGCCUCCCGAGGUCCCAGCCUCCCCUGUGGCGCAAGAGUUCGACCAGCCAACAACACCUCCCGUUGAUUCCGCCAACUCUACUGCCACCGACCUCCCUGCCGGAUGGACGAUGCACCCCGUGACACUUGCAUCCGACGAGCGGAGACUGCAGGUGGUGACAAAUAUCGGCGAGUGCGAUCUCGCUAUGUAUCUGACUGAUGACAUUUCCCUACCUCCUGAUACUCGCAUUAUCAGGGUCCAGUGGGCCUGGCUUCCAGAACCAGAUUGGGAGGAGGAGUGUCUGCGGAGUUUGAUUCGUACAUUUAAGAAGCUCCGCAACGCGUUCCCGGAUCUCGAGCCUAUUUAUGGGAUGAUCUGCGAUCGGGGUAAGGGUUAUAGGCUGUUUUGUGAGAUGGUCAUGACGGGGGUGCCGGAUGGAUCCGCAGCAAUUACCCCUGUGGACAAGGUCUCGUCCGACAGUGCUCCCACUGGUGCUUCCAUGGAUAAUCCCCCCGCAGAUAAACGAGUUACGGUCGGGCAGUUUGCGUACAAUGGGAGAAUGAUCUUCGACGAGGAUGACGACGAGGAGAUCAUGGAGCAGUGGUGUGCUGCAGUCCCGCGCAAUGAGUAUAAGGGAGAGUUGGAGUCGGGGGUUGUGUGCAGACCAGUGGGAGAAGAGCUGAAUUUGGAUGAGGAAACCGUAGUUGAGGAGUCUUAUUAG
Molecule: messenger RNA, 1050 nt
Organism: Aspergillus ibericus CBS 121593
Lineage: Eukaryota; Fungi; Ascomycota; Eurotiomycetes; Eurotiales; Aspergillaceae
Exons: 1
Coding region: 1-1050 (349 amino acids)
Source: RefSeq, a predicted model, not a curated record